CGUGUUUUCCAAAUGAUGAAUAUUGCCAUAUUUUCAAUAAUAGAGGGUACUUGCAGUUAUGUCAGUCAGUGACCCCUUGUUGAAACGUCUAAAGGGAUUUGUUUUAGAAUUCAGAACAAAGAAUAUUGUUGUAACAGAUGAUAAUGAAGAUCUAGCAAAAUUAUGUUGUGUGCUGGAGGAAAUAUUUCAAAAAGGAAUUAAAAAAUCCAGAUGGUUUGACAAGAGUGACUUUUUCUGGUCUUGGGUGGCAAAAAUACCAUCUUUUUCAAAGGAAAGAUGCAAUCCAAUACUUUCGAUGGUAAUUGACACUGUCAAAGACUCAAAGAAGGUGACACAUGAUCUAGGCCGAGGUCGUUUAUUUAUCCGAUCAGCAUUGAUGAAGAAAAUGCUGACGGUACCAGUACAAAUAAUCUCCAAAAACCGACAGCUAGCUAAGGAAGUGUAUUAUGAAAAUGACAGUAUUCUGGGGAACGAAAUUCUUGCAGAAAUUCUACAGUCACUUUUGUUUGAGUUGACAGAGGCAAACUUCCAGCUGAGAAUUCAUAAUGCAAGUUUCCUGGACAAGACAUGGAAUUUGCCUAUUUACAGGCAGUAUGAACUUGUACCUUGUGACAACCUUGGACUUCAUGUGCAAUACAUCAAUGGGUUUUUAUUGGUGAAAGCUGUAGAACCAGGGAGUGUAGCAGAAGAAAAUGACAAAAUCCAUGCAGGUGAUAUUAUUGAUGAGCUCUGUGGUGAGACACUAAGAGGAAACAAAAUGUCUGCUGCUCACAAUAUUCUGCAAAAAUACAAAGGUCUUCCUCUGCAUGUCCAUGUAGUCAAGGGAUUUGAUAGCCAAGGUAAUUUGUACAAACCAAUACAACACCUGAUAGAGGAUGCAGACAUCGACAUCACCACCGCAGAAGAACUCCUACAGAUCAAAAAGAGUUCCAGCAACGGCUACAAGAAACCACCGCAUACCAUACUCAGUGAAGAAGAUGCCGAGGAGCUCCCAGUCCAUGGCUCAGAGGGAGGGGCAACAUAUGAAGCCCAUUAUCUCGGCUAUGUUCCACUUGGAAUAGAUGGAAGAGUGGUCAGAAUUGAGGAUUCUGUUCUGGGGGUACUGAGGAACCACACCCAGAGAGUGCCCGUGAGGAUUGAACUUACAGAGAAAGACGUACUGGUUGUUGACAAAAAAGAUGACAAGAUUUUACUGCAGCAUGGCUACACAGAAAUUUCAGCUUGUGGUCGAAGGACAGACCAGCUCCAACAUAUUGCUUACAUUGCAGGAGAAACAACAUGCAGCCUAGCCAAAAAGUUCAACUGUUAUGUUUUUGAAGCAAGAACAAAUGAGGAGGCUCGAUUUGCUCUCUGUGCCAUUGCUCAAGGUUUUGAAAGAACACACCUGCUGUUGUGAACAAAGAAAAACAAUUGUGCUUCCACCCAAAAUAUAUUUAAACUUUUUUCUAUUUUUGUUACUUGUUGCUAGACUUGGUUGUGGUGUAUUGUUAUAUUUUGCAAUAUUUAAUCUUUUUAUCUAUUAUUUUGUGAAAAUGGUGCUUUUUUGGUUUUUGUUUUUGUUUCCUGUUAUUAAAAUGAUUUAUUGACAUGGUUAAGAGAAUAUAUUGACCAGGAAUGUGUUUGAUUUUACAUAUAAUAUAGAUGUCAACUACUCUCCUUAAAUGUGUACAACAGAACAAGCAAAGAAAAGUUUUCUUCCAUAUUUAGGUUUUUUUUUAUUAAAGGUUGUCUGUUCCUGAUUUAUUUGCUUGCAUGUAUAUUGUGUUUGUAUUUUAUCAUUAAUAAGAGAAGUAUUCUGAAACAAAGCAACAGUUUUGUUAGAAUCAGUUGUCUACUGGAGCUUAAAUGACAUUGCAUUUAUAAAGUUUAUUCAGUGCUUGUAAUCUGUCCUCAAAUCAUAGGAAUCAAUGCAAUACCCAAGUCACACAAUUUCACAUUGUAUUAAAGAACAAGCCAAUGUUAUGUAUCUGCUGAUAGAAGUUUUAUUUAUUUUCAUAUAUUACAGAAUUUUAAUUACUGUAUUAUUUUCAUUGAUGAAAUACCUAUAUAUAUAUGUAUGUGAAAAGCAUUCAUAUGCUCAAAAACUUCAAGUUUUGAAUAGCUGGCAGGUUUUCUCUAGUUGACAGUUGGUACAUGAACUUUGUAUUAACUAAAUAUACACACAAUGGUGGUUGUAAACAACAUACAGUUGAACUUCGUUAUCUUGAACACAGAUAACUCAAUACCAGAGAUAUGUCAAAGUGAGUUGGCAGUCCCAACCACGUUUUUUUUUUUACUGUCCUUAUCGUGAAUCCUCAGAUAUCUUGGGGUUUAAUCUUGGUCCUGUCAAGUUCAAGAUAAUGAGGUUUGACUGUAAUAUUUUCGGUUUUAUGUCCUUGGGCUUGAAGGAUCUCACUGAAUCUCAUAUAUGUACUGAAGUACAGUUAUGCACAAGAAAACUUAAUUUUCAAAUAUGUUUAACUUUUACAAUUAUGACAUUAAAUGCACUCAUGAUAAAAGGUUAUGACAUUUUUGUGGGAUAUUAAGAAUAUUCAUGUAGCAAUAUUUCACUUUAUAUUAAGAAUACGUGCACUGUUUAUAUGCUAGUAUGAAGAACUAUUGUUACAUAUUUUUUAUAUAUUUAAAUCUUUUUGAAAUGUUGAUGUUGUAUUUUAAUUGUUAUAUGAGAAUCAAUAUUGAAGAAAAUCUUUAAGGUGCUAUAAAUGUAAGUUAUUCUGCAAGCAUGAGGAAAAAUAUUCAAAAUGAAUUGGGGAGAAAAAAAAUUCUUCCAUAAUCUUUUUUUUUACAUGCAAGCAGAUAUUUCUUAAAAGUGAAGGUUGUAAUUAAAAGUAAGAAAAAAUUUGACUGAGCAUUUAGUGAAGGAAAAUAAGAGGCAGAUCUGUUCAAUUAAGCAUAUACAAUGUACAUGUACUUCAAACGUACCUGUAAUUUUAGCACCUUUCCCUCUGCUCUUUAUCCAAUAAUUCAGUGCUUGUACACACUAAUUUAUGAUUAAAACUAAUACAUGUCCUUUAUAAGGCUCAACCAUGUGCCCAUUUAAAAUUAUUUUUAUCAGAUGAAGAGGAAAAUUGCACUAAAUUUAGAGU
Saccostrea echinata is the source of this 3086-nucleotide messenger RNA. RefSeq lists its product as uncharacterized. The coding region runs from base 59 to 1396 and encodes 445 amino acids. The transcript is spliced from 20 exons. Lineage: Eukaryota; Metazoa; Mollusca; Bivalvia; Ostreida; Ostreidae. The record is from RefSeq and is a predicted model, not a curated record. Gene Ontology annotation, molecular function: protein binding.